CGACAGAAGAGCAGGCAGGGCGGGGGUGGGGCGCGUGGGUGACGGUGUGAUCACAUGAGCUGCGUUCAUGUGAUCACUUCAUGUGCUACCAGGAAUAAAUACUUCAGAAAAACGACUUCAGACGACAGACACCGCACGGCGAACCGGGGUAGCUGGAGCUGAAUAACUCAUCGAAUUAACACCAGCAACUGACAAUCAUCCGACAGGAUGUGGUGGACAUCCCUAUUUCUAUUGGCUGCCAGCUUCUCGGUGAGCCUGGCCAAGCCCCGCCUCCAUCCUCUGUCCAGUGAGAUGAUCAACUACAUCAAUAAAAUGAAUACCACCUGGCAGGCUGGUCACAACUUCCUAAAUGUUGACUACAGUUAUGUCCAGAAGCUCUGCGGCACAAUGCUGAAGGGACCUAAACUGCCCCUCAUGGUUCAGUAUGGUGGAGGCCUGAAGCUACCUAAAAAUUUUGAUGCCAGAGUGCAGUGGCCCAACUGUCCCACUCUAAAGGAGAUCAGAGACCAGGGUUCCUGUGGCUCCUGCUGGGCGUUUGGUGCUGCAGAGGCCAUCUCUGACCGUGUGUGCAUCCACAGCAAUGGGAAAGUCAGUGUGGAUGUCUCUGCUGAGGAUCUCCUUUCCUGCUGUGACAGCUGUGGAAUGGGAUGCAACGGUGGUUACCCCACAGCUGCUUGGGACUUCUGGACCAAAGAGGGACUCGUCACUGGAGGUCUCUACAACUCCCACAUCGGUUGCAGGCCCUACACCAUUGCCCCCUGUGAGCACCAUGUGAACGGCAGCAGACCCCCCUGCACCGGAGAGGGCGGUGACACGCCUGAAUGUGUCAACACAUGUGAACCUGGAUACACACCUAGCUACAAGAAGGACAAACAUUAUGGUAAAACCGCUUACAGCGUGCCAUCAGAAGAGACGGAGAUUCAGUCUGAGAUAUACAAGAACGGUCCUGUAGAGGGAGCAUUCACAGUCUUUGAGGACUUUCUUCUGUACAAGUCUGGUGUGUAUCAGCAUGUGACUGGUUCUGCUUUGGGUGGACAUGCCAUCAAGGUCUUGGGCUGGGGGGAGGAGAACGGUGUCCCCUACUGGCUUUGUGCAAACUCCUGGAACACUGACUGGGGUGACAAUGGUUUUUUCAAAAUCCUGCGUGGAUCAGAUCACUGUGGUAUUGAAUCGGAGAUGGUUGGUGGAAUGCCCAAAUAAACUAAAGGUUUGAAGGGAAUCACCACUAGAGGGCAACACACACCACUCAACUACAACACAUUUUUUUUAAGUUUUUUUUUUAAAGUCAUAUCAAACUAUGUAUGUAUAUACAGCAUUACACAUACUAAGAAACUUAAGCAACUUUCACUGUUGGUGGAUUUGAGAACAUUAAUUGUGUGUUUGCUUGGCCAGUUUAGAGCAAUGCAGAACAUGAUCUAAUUAGGUUUUUUUUUAACUAUCCAGAUGAGUAAAGGUAUGUCUUGUUUUGAAUGUACUUGUUUUGUAGUGAUUGGCUCACGUUUGAUCCUGUUUUGUUUUUUUUUAUGCUGAUGUCUGGAUGUACUGUCUACAAUAAGUGCCUAAUGGGGGGUUUUUAAACUUUGAUCAGAGAACUUAAAUAUGAACAAUGAGAUGGUGUUUGUUUUGAUCAUACUGUUGGUACAGUGCUAAAUUUCAAUUAAAUGAAUGAAUGAGAUGUUUGACAACA
Molecule: messenger RNA, 1687 nt
Organism: Nothobranchius furzeri (turquoise killifish)
Lineage: Eukaryota; Metazoa; Chordata; Actinopteri; Cyprinodontiformes; Nothobranchiidae
Gene: ctsba
Product: cathepsin Ba
Biological process (GO): regulation of catalytic activity; glucose metabolic process
Cellular component (GO): lysosome; endoplasmic reticulum
Molecular function (GO): ADP-specific glucokinase activity; cysteine-type endopeptidase activity
Source: RefSeq, a predicted model, not a curated record